Saccostrea echinata is the source of this 4423-nucleotide messenger RNA. Its product is annotated as transient receptor potential cation channel subfamily M member-like 2. NCBI's taxonomy places the organism in Eukaryota, Metazoa, Mollusca, Bivalvia, Ostreida, Ostreidae. The record is from RefSeq and is a predicted model, not a curated record. Gene Ontology annotation, cellular component: membrane. Gene Ontology annotation, molecular function: monoatomic cation channel activity. The transcript is spliced from 31 exons. Gene Ontology annotation, biological process: monoatomic cation transmembrane transport. Bases 1 to 4386 code for a protein of 1461 amino acids.
AUGUGGUGGAGCUCAGCCAAAUCGUCAGUAUGUGACUCCCAGAAGCCUAUAGAGACUGUGUUAUUAUGUCACCAUUCCACGGACGAUUUGAAGGUAAACAAACUGAAGCAUACCAUCUGGGAGCUGGGUCCUGUGACUGUGAAAUCCAAAAAUGAACACACGAAGGUUGAGGAAGGGUUCAAAGAGGACCUCGUUAUAUUCUGCCUCUCAGCAGACUAUGUUCAGCGCUCUGAACAUUUUUUUAAUGAUGUUAGUAGUCUGAUGGAAGGAGAUGGCAAGAAUGGGGUGUCGUAUUUCAUGAUGGAAGACAGCUAUCAGGACUUAAAGAAGGACCUAGCCUCCAAAGGAAUCAAAAAGGAAAAUGUUCUCUUCUUUGACGACCCGGAUGAUCCUUCUAUUUUUCAAAUCCAUCGUAGAAAGAAAAAAGAGAAUUCGAAAAAGAAGAUUGUUUACGUAAGUGGCUGUUGGGAUGCCGCACCAAAGAUGGAGCAUGUGCAAAAGCUGACAUCAUCUUUCACGACUGUAAUGUGUCAUUUUCCCAGAAAAACACGAUCCAUUUCCAGAAUGUCAAAAGAAGACUGGAGUAUGAUAACAGAAAAAAUGAUUUCAUCUGACCAGUAUCUUAUCAUGAUGUCUGAUGACUAUUUUUGUGACGAAAUAACUUCCAUAGAAUGUGAACUGAUAAGGCGAAGGGGAAAAGUAAUUCACAUAAUAGACGUAAGAAAAAGUAAGGAAAGGGAAGUACCAAUGUGGAUACGGAGCAUGCGCAUAAUACCUUAUGACAAAAACGAUGAUGUUUUGAAUGUUCUCUUAUUGCAUCUCCUUGAAGAACAACAAGGACACGAUACGAUUAUCAUCAGUUUUCAUCCCUCUGACCUGACGAAUGCUGAGCAAUGUCUGACGAUGUUUCGGAAUGGCUUAUCUCAGUGUCAUGUCCGCCUUUCGUCCGACUUUCCAGACUCCAAAACAUUAUUUCAUCAAAUCAUGAAAUGUCAAGCUCUAAUUCUAUGUUUAUCGGAGGCUUUUAUGGGAGAUAAAAAAUGUAGAAAAGAGGUGGAACUUGCCCAUGUGAUGUGGAAGAAACUUAUGCCAUUAAAUUUGCAAUCUAGUCCUGCACAAAUGGAGCGACCCGAUUGGUUGAUCAAAAUCAUAGGAUAUCAUCAAUACGCCAAUCAGGAGGAGAUAAAUGAUAUCCUCAGUCAGAAUGUUCUGCUUAACAAAGACAACCUAAAAAUUGAAAACUGGAUUCAACGGAAUAUCACAGUUCCAUUACAUCCAGAAAUUUCUACACAAAUAUCGACAUGUCGCAGCUGUGGUGGAGGGCCCCAGCACACGAUGACAGACGCCUUUGGUAAAGUGGAAGUGUUUGCGGAGGGUGGAUUAGAAAGGCGAGCCGCCAUGUAUGUUCGUCUUAGCACUAAUUCCGAUCUGAAGACUGUGGCUUCUCUGAUCAUCGAUCAGUGGGGACUAGAACGACCACGCCUUCUUAUCUCAGUGACGGGGGAGGGGUCUCAAAUUAUUAACAACCCAAGCAAGUCAAGAGUCCUCACAAAUGCUCUUCAGAACAUCGUCAAAGAGAAAGGUGUAUGGUUCACGACAGAUGGUGCCACUUCAGAAAUCUCCAAAGUAAUUGGUCAAGUCGUAGAAAAAGAGGAUGUUAAUGAAAGGCCUACAGUGAUUGGAAUUGCCUCCUGGGAGUACCUCAAGAUGAAUGAAAAUCUGGUCAUUAAACAUGGUUUUGGACGAUGGCCUGCCACCUACAGCACAAGGGAGGCUAUCAAGGCCAGUGGGGCGUACCACCUUAACCCCUUCUGUUCUCACUUUCUUCUUCCACAUAAGUGUGCAGUUGUCAAUGAGAAUGGCGAGAGUUCAGUUAUAUCCACUGCACGGUUCAGAACAGAGUUUGAGGAGUACAUACGGCAAGGAAAAUACGCUCUCCAAAAAUCCCGUUGUCCUGAGGCGAUACCCUCUUUGCUCCUGGUGGUGGGCGGGGAUCCUUUACAGUCGCUCAGUAUGGUUAAGCGGUCUCUCGAUCUCCGUAGACCUGUCGUAGUUCUCCGGGGAACAGGAGGCUUUGCUGAUACUUUGGCAAAUGCAUUUACAAAGGGAAGAACUGAAGAACCAAAAAUUCUGGAAAUUCUUACACACCCAGCUCGGCAGCAUCUGAGUUUCGUCAACCUUAACGACGACCGCUGUCAACUGGGUCACACAAUAUUGGAUGUUCUCCUCAGCAGUAUAUCGGAUGAUGAACAGAAGUUGAGUCUAGCUUUGGGAUUCGAUAACAGCGAAAAAGCAAUGGAGCAUGUUUUCUUCGACAACAAGAAAACACAGUGUUUAGAGGAAUCAUUUGUAACAGAUUUGAUGCUAAAAGCGAUGCGAGAAGAAAAAGUUGAUUUUGUACGUCUUCUAAUCGCGGAAUGUGUUGACAUCGAAAAAUUCCAGCUGAACAACAAAGACAAACUCUACACAUCAAAAUAUCUGCCAGAUGAACUUAGAAGACAGCUUGGAUGGGAUACAAUUCCAACCAUUGAAAACAUUCGGUGCUUUGUUGUGCGAAUGCUAGCAAUGGACGUGUUCGUGGAAUAUGAUGUUAAUAUGGAUAUAAGAGAUCAUCAAGUUGACCCAUAUUUCUACCUCAUGGUGUGGUCUCUUCUAAUGAUGAACUUGCGUGAUCUUUCCAUAUUCUUCUGGCAGCACUGCAAGGAACCACUUCCGUCAGCACUGAUUGCUUCAGGAAUAUUGCGUCAGCUGAGAAAAGGUUGUCAGGUUACAAACCGAAUCCUGGCAGAUAAACUCUUCAAACAUGAAAAGGAGUUUGUGAAGCUAUCCUGUGAUGUCCUACAGCAGUUUUUUGAGGAUAAUCCCGAGGACACAGAGCGGUUCCUCAUGAAACCACGCCCCCGCUGGCGAAAUCUCUCCUGCAUGGAGAUCGCCUUUCGAUUAAAACACAGACCUUUCAUGGCACAUGAAGCAUGCAAGAUACCCAUAUACAAGAUAUGGUUUGGAAGAAUUUCUCCAGAAAACAAUUCAUUGAGGAUGAUAAUUUCGGUGUUUUUCCUUGGGAUGUUUCCAUUUGUGCUGAAAUUUAUUGACGUGUCUCCUAACCAGUCCGGCAAUAAGAAUGAAGCUUCAUGCUGUAGUUCGAUCUGUAACAAAGUCAGGACUCGAAUUGUAGAAUUCUACACAGCUCCAAUUAUGCGUUUCUCCCAUACAAUGGCGUCCUAUUUGUUGUUUCUGACUCUGUUCAGCUAUACGUUGCUGGCUGGUUUUUCUGAUCACUUUCACUGGCGAGCAGUAUUGCUAUACUGUUGGGUGGCUACACUUAUGUUGGAUCAAAUCAGAGAGCUUCUUAAUGGAAUCGAUGAAAACAAGAUUUUUUUUGGUCACAAAUAUCGCCGAGAACGUCCAUCCGUUGUGCAGGUAUACUUUAGGGACAAAUGGAAUUACUUUGACGUCACAAUUCUGUGUUUCUAUAUAAUAGCCCUGGCUCUAAGCUUCGUUCCAUCAUACGCUGCCGUAGAAUUUGGACGAGUUUUUAUGGCGAUGAGUCUAAUUGCCUUUUUCAUGAGGAUUCUGAAAACGUUCUCUGCAAUAGAAGAACUUGGGCCGAAGUUGUGGAUGAUUGCUGCAAUGGCCAAAGACUUGAUGUUCUUCGUGAUAAUCUUGAUGGUGUUUGUGGUCUCUUACGCUAUAGCCGCCUAUUCAGUGAUAUACCCAGAGUCUGACGUUGACUGGGAUCUCAUUGCCAAUGUUCUGAGACUGGGUUACUGGAAUCUAUAUGGCGAGCUUCUCCUAGAGGACCUAGAAGCUAAGGAACCCGAAUGUUCGUUUGAUCCUGCUGUCUAUAGUUCGGGAAUACUUCCAAGAUGUGCUGUAAAACACAGAAGACUUGUAGGGAUGGCCAUGAUGGGGAUUUAUCUUUUGUUCGCUAACGUUAUGCUGCUUAACAUUCUGAUUGCAAUGUUCAGUGAUACUUAUCAACGGGUACAGACACAGCGGAACCAAAAAUGGAAUUAUGAAAGAUACGCCUUGGUAAAGGAAUUCCAGCGAGUUCCAGUCAUCCCUAUGCCUGUGGGAGCCUUAAUUUACAUACACUACUUAAUAAGAUGGAUCUACAGGAAGUGCAAAAGGUGCACUGUUGUUAGCAACACAGAAAAAGUUUUAUUAGGGAAAGAAUUGAAUGAGAAUGAAACAAUAAACUGCAUGGAGCGAGAGUGUGUGUACUUGUUUAUGAAAAAGAAACGAGAAGAAAGUGAUGCCCAAAAGCAGAUAACUGCACAAGACGUCUCUAAUAUAGUCAGCGAACAACUCACAAUGAGAAUAAACAGAUUGCAGAGUCUUACAGAAACACAGCUGUUGUCAAAGAUACCAGAAACUAUGAAAUAAUCCUAUGUAAUCAAAUUACUGGAAUUAAACACAUUUG